Molecule: messenger RNA, 3807 nt
Organism: Thecamonas trahens ATCC 50062
Lineage: Eukaryota; Apusomonadida; Apusomonadidae
Product: protease-associated PA domain-containing protein
Exons: 2
Coding region: 1-3807 (1268 amino acids)
Molecular function (GO): metalloendopeptidase activity
Source: RefSeq, a predicted model, not a curated record
AUGGCAAAAGUGGAGAGGUAUGGUCUGUACGCACUUGUGCUGCUUGUGCUUGUGACUGAGACUACCUUUGCAGCCCGUUCUCAUGCUGGUCAGGCCAUCCAUGCCCUCCAUGCUGCUGGUCUUGGCUCUGCUUCGCUCCGUGGCAACACCCACACCGCCGCCUUUACCACCUUUUCUCCGCCGCUCCUCCUCCCGCAAGCUGACGACCGCGAGGACGGCAGCAAUGUUCGGUCAUCGAUGGACAUCCGCUCGCCAAGCCAUCACCAUGAUCACGUGGUGAAUGCUCUCUCUCGCCACAAUGUUCUCGGUCUGGCUGAUCCCAAGCUCGAGCUGGUUCAUCGCAGCGAUGCCGCGGACCUCCAUGCCCCACACGCCCGCCAUCACGCAUCGUUUGCGCAGACGUACCAUGGCGUCGAGGUCUUCCAUGCCACCGUUCGGGCUGGGCUCAAGAUUGACGAGCCGAGUGGGCUGCCGGCUCUGGCGACUCUGACCGGCACCACCGUGCCGACCGCCCUCCUCGACGCUGCCCGCCAUCGGUCGUCGGACCCGCUCGUCCUCACUCCGCGCCUCUCGGUCCGGGCCGCCGCCCGUGCCGCUCUAAACGGCCUGGACAACGCGCCGAGCUGUGUCACCGUCCGCAAGCUCCCAAGCGCGCCGGUCAUCUACGUCCGCGGGCUGUACAACGCGCAUGGCCCGCAGCUCGACGCGUCCGCCCCGGUCCUCGCCUACGUCUUUGACGUGGUCGCCGAAUGCACCGGCCAGCGGUGGCAAGUUGCCGUCUCGGCCAGAGACGGCAGUGUGAUCGAGGCUCACGAGUCGACCACCUUUGCGCUCAACCGGUCGCUGGCCAACGUGACGGCGGACAACGUGAUCUGGCGCGAGGGUGACCCGAACACGCUCACCGGUGACCUCAACCACACCAUGUACGGGGCACGCAAGACGUACGACGUCUUCAUGUCGGCCUUUGAGAUCGACUCUUGGAACAAGAAGGGCGGGCCGAUGAACACCGUGUUUGACGACCCCAAGAUCUCGUGCCCGAACGCCAACUGGAACGGCGAGACAACCAACUACUGUCGCGGCGUGGCGUCGAUCGACACGGUUGCUCACGAGUGGGGCCACGCGUAUACCGAGGGAGGGACUGACGACGUCCACGGCCUCAUCUACAUGUGGCAGACCGGCGCGCUGAACGAGGCCUACUCGGACAUUGUCGGUCAGACCGUCGACCACCUGUUCAACCUUGACCUGCCGCAACCGUUUGGCCCGCGCGAGCUCGGCCGCUGCUCCACCUUCCAGACCUCACGCAUUGCCCGCGGGCCCAAGAUCAACGUCGUUUCGGCGACAGGCGACCCACUGCUGGAGUCGGCCGGCUUUGGCUUUUACGCCGCCGACAACGGCUCGCCCUGGACGUCGGCCGUGCUUGCCAACGCCUCGCUCACACUUGCUGCCGACGACUCGGGCGACCCGAACGACGGCUGCUCGGCGCUGACGACGAACGUCGUCGACAGCAUCGUACUUGUCAACCGUGGCUCGUGCUCGUUUGAGGACAAGGCUGCCAACGCCAUCGCUGGCGGCGCGCGCGCACUGCUCAUCGCUAACAUCCCCGGCUCGGACCUCGUUGUGCCGGCUGUCACCUCCAACUUUCCGGUGGCCAUGAUUGCGACUUCGACAGGCGACUUUCUUCGUGGCCUCGUCGGCCUCUCGUCGGCCGGCGAAACGGCGCCGACGCUCGAGCUCGAGCUCGCGCCGGCGCCGCCGACGACUGGUUCGUACCGCUGGCUGGCCGGUGCGCAAGAUCCCGCCUUUGGUGGCGCCAUCCGCGACCUGUGGGACCCGACGUGCUUUGGCCACCCGGGCAAGGUCACCGACGACGAGUACCACUGCGAUCCGUCGGACAACGGCGGUGUCCACCGCAACUCGGGUGUGGUCAACCACAUGUUUGCCAUGCUCGUCGACUCGACAUUUGGCCAGGCCUACAACGGGCACGUCAUCCCAGCUCUCGGCCUCACUGUUCCGUUCCACGUCUACUGGCGCGCCGCCUUUGCCUACCACACCCAGACGACCGACUUUAAGGCCCACGACGCCGCCCUCCGGCAGGCCUGCGCAGACCUCGUCGCCGACGGCACCCCGCUCCGCUCGCUCGUCGACGGCUCGCCCACGGCGCCGGUCACCGCUGCAGACUGCGAUGCGAUCAACGAUGCUGCUGCCGCCGUCGAGCUCACCGCCACCCCGCCUUGCAACUUUCAGCCGUACCUCGCGGCGGGCUCGCUUACCGUCUGCCCUGCCGCCACCCCGUUCUACACCGAGACGUUUGCCACCGCGCCGGCCGGAUGGACAGCUUCGGCCGAAGGCGUCUCGCCGACGUGGUCGCCGGUCAACUGGCAGUUCCGCACCGCGCUGCCGGACGGCCGGACCGGUGGCUAUUACGCCCCGGACCCGCUCGUCGGCAACUGCGUGACGACCGACCAGUCCGGAACCAUGACCCUCGUCGCGCCGCCGAUCGAGAUCCCGGCCUCGGUCGGGUCAAAGGCCAUGGUCCAGCUCGAGUUUACCCACUACGUGGCAACCGAGGCCUCGUUUGACGGCGGUGUGGUCAUGGCCUCCAUCAACGGUGCCCCGGCCGUUGCCCUGCCGGCCGACGCCUGGAUGUUCAACGGCCCGCCGACCGAGCUCAUCCGCUCGCCAGUCUCGACGAACCCGCUCGGCGGCCUGCACGCCUUCUCGGGCGUCAACGGCGGCUCGCUCUCAGGGUCGUGGGCCACCUCGACCGCAAUGCUCUCGGUGUCGAGCGGCGACGAGGUCGUUCUCUCGUGGGUCAUGUCGACCGACUGCGGCGGCGGCGUCGACGGCUGGUACAUCGACUCGGUCUCGCUCGUUGCAUGCGCCGCCGAGUGUGGCGAUAACGUCUGCACCCGGGAGGCCGGCGAGUCAUGCUUCACUUGCCCGGCAGACUGCGAAUGUGAGUGUGGCUUUGCGUAUGAGCCAGUCCUCCCGGGCAUGCUCCCGCACUCGCCGCUGGCUGCCGCGUCGGCCAUGCCCGGAAACCCGGCGCUGGCCUGCUCGCAGGCCGGCGUCGCCGGCCAGUGCCCUGAAGACUGCUGCGGCGACGGCGUGUGCUCGCCAGGCGAGUCGUGCGAGGUUGACUGUUGCGCCUACCUGCCCGACUGCUCGUUUGAGCAGGCCGGCUGGUACCUCGAGUCGACCGGGCCUAUCAGCGACGUUGUCGUCCGCCUCGGCUCGAGCGUCUGCGCCGCCGGCGCUUCGUGUCUCGCCUUCCAGGGUAAGCUCGACCCGUCGGGUUUGUACAUUCUGGAGGCCUCGACCGCCGCGUCUGCGCUGUUCACUGUCCCCACCGCCCCGCGCACCCUCCGCCUCCAGCUGCAGGCCUACGCGCUCUGUGGCGGAACGCCGCCGUCGAUCCAGGUCUGGCUCAACCACGAGGUACUGGUCUUUGACUCGGCGACCUCUCCCAUGCCGUGCCACGCCACCGUCGAUGCCGCCAACUUUGCGUCCUACAACGUCACCCUCUCCGGCAACGACCUCACAGCCGCCCUUGUCGCCGGCUCGCGCAACACCAUCACCAUCAACGGCACCGUCGUUGAGGACAUUGUCAUCGUCGACGCCAUCAAGGUCGACUUUGACACUGCACCCGACACUCCGGGCGCCACCCCGACCGGCCUGAUCGCCACCGUCGUCGUCCUCUCCAUCGUCGUCGUCGUCUUUGUCGGCCUCAUCGCCGGCUACUUUUGGCGCAUGCGCCAGAUGCAGCGUGGUGGCUCUAUGGGUGGUGGCUUUGAGAUGCUGGGCUAG